Messenger RNA from Eurypyga helias (sunbittern), 1212 nucleotides. Its product is annotated as STE20/SPS1-related proline-alanine-rich protein kinase-like. The transcript is spliced from 7 exons. Gene Ontology annotation, molecular function: ATP binding; protein serine/threonine kinase activity. The record is from RefSeq and is a predicted model, not a curated record. The annotation marks the transcript as partial. NCBI's taxonomy places the organism in Eukaryota, Metazoa, Chordata, Aves, Eurypygiformes, Eurypygidae.
GUCAGACGAGUACCGGGUUCCAGUGGUCACCUCCAUAAAACAGAAGAUGGAGACUGGGAAUGGAGUGACGAUGAAAUGGAUGAGAAGAGUGAGGAAGGCAAAGCUGCUGUUUCUCAGGAAAAGUCGCGAAGAGUAAAAGAGGAGGAGAACACAGAGCCUCAGCCUGCUGUUAGUGAUGAAUAUAGUGAAGUUCCAUGUGCAGUGAAUCUUGUCUUAAGAUUAAGGAACUCCAGGAAAGAACUUAAUGACAUACGGUUUGAGUUUACUCCAGGUAGAGACACAGCAGAUGGCGUUUCUCAGGAGCUGUUCUCUGCAGGCCUGGUUGAUGGCCACGAUGUAGUUAUAGUUGCUGCUAACUUACAGAAGAUAGUAGAUGAUCCAAAGGCCUUGAAAACGUUGACUUUUAAACUGGCCUCUGGCUGCGAUGGCACUGAGAUUCCUGAUGAAGUGAAACUGAUUGGGUUUGCUCAGUUAAGUGUCAGCUGAUGUCUGUCCCUUGACCCCAAGACGAAUUGUGAUAUUGCGAAGAGUCCAGCUUAGAUGCAAAGGAAAAUUAAUGCACGACACACAGUUCUGCUUCAUUCUCUAGCAAUUCACAAAGUCAGAACAAGCAAAGCUCACAGCUACACCGCUGCUGCUAACAUUCAGAAUGCUACUAAAUGUCUCUUAGCAGUUGAUUUGGAUUUCCCCUAAGUGAAAGGCCUGUGGAAAUGCACUCAGGUAGCUGUAUUUAUUGGUUACAAAAGGAAUUUUCUAUCAAGCUUACUUCUUUCAUAAACUUUGAGUGAUACUAUUUUACCUGUACUUGUGGUUGAUAAUACUGCCUCUGUUCUGUUCUAUUUAGAAAUUAACAUAAAAGUUAAGAAUUAUUAGCCAAACUUGAAUUCUAGUUUUAAAACUGUGAAUUUUAUUUUUCAUAUAUUUAUGCAUUACACAUCCUAGUAACAAGAAAAUGAUUUGACAUGAUUAUGUGCUAUUUGCAGUUAAUCUCAUUAUUUAAAAAAAAUUCAGGUAUAUCUUUGAAGUAUUUGGUAACUUCUAGGUUUUUUUUUUUUUUUAAAUUAAGUAGUCACUAGCAAGCUUUUGUUGGUUGUGUGUCUAAAAACCAGUCCACAAACUGAUUGUCAAGGGAGUGGGAGGUGCCUUGCAACAUUAAUGUUUUAAGAAUGUGCCUGAGGCUGCUCAAAUAAAUAAUCUCCAUUUUCUGUAAGU